GCAAAUGUUCUCGCCCCUUUACAUUCGUGAAGUACUGCAGUAUUCCGUGCAGAAAACCGGCUUUGCUGCCGCUCUUCCGGUUUUAUUUCAGUGCCUUGUAAAGGUCGUUGCCGGCUACAGUAGCGACCAAAUACGAAGCAUAUCGGAAACGACAAAGCUUCGCAUCUACAACAGCGUUUCAUUAGGAGCAAGUGCCUUGGCUUUCUGUGCAUUGGCUUUUGUCAAAAAAGGAGAGUCUAUUUGUGGGAUUGUGCUCAUCACACUUGCCACCGCAAUGUUCGGUCUUAUUGGUGCAGGUUUCGUAAAG
Cylicocyclus nassatus is the source of this 307-nucleotide messenger RNA. Lineage: Eukaryota; Metazoa; Nematoda; Chromadorea; Rhabditida; Strongylidae. The record is from the annotation of a GenBank genome assembly.